This is a messenger RNA of Lodderomyces jiufengensis, 300 nucleotides long. It is a transcript of the gene RPL39, whose product is annotated as 60S ribosomal protein eL36. NCBI's taxonomy places the organism in Eukaryota, Fungi, Ascomycota, Pichiomycetes, Serinales, Debaryomycetaceae. Gene Ontology annotation, cellular component: ribosome; cytosolic large ribosomal subunit. The record is from RefSeq and is a predicted model, not a curated record. Gene Ontology annotation, biological process: cytoplasmic translation. Gene Ontology annotation, molecular function: structural constituent of ribosome. The transcript is spliced from 2 exons. The coding region runs from base 1 to 300 and encodes 99 amino acids.
AUGGCUAAGUCAGGAAUUGCUGUAGGUUUAAACAAAGGACACAAAGUUGCUUCAAAAGAAGUUGCUCCAAAAAUCUCAUAUAGAAAAGGUGCUUUAUCACAAAGAACUGUUUUUGUUAGAUCAAUUGUUAAAGAAGUUUCAGGUUUAGCUCCAUAUGAAAGAAGAUUAAUUGAAUUAAUUAGAAAUGCUGGUGAAAAAAGAGCUAAAAAAUUAGCUAAAAAAAGAUUAGGUACUCACAAAAGAGCUUUAAGAAAAGUUGAAGAAAUGAAUAGUAUAAUUGCUGAAUCAAGAAGACAUUAA